UAGCAGAAGAAUUUAUGGAACGUUAUCUGAACUUGAAGAUUGAUCGUUCGACUGUGUCAAAAAUAUUAAAGAGAGCCGAUGAAUACCAAUUUCAGGAUGAUGUUGCUGAAACAACUUUUCGUCAUCGUCCUGUGAAGUAUUCAAUAUUAGAACUUGCCAUGAAUAUGUGGAUAGAACGGGUCACGACCGAAGGAAUGAUUAUUUCGGAUUUGUUAGUAAAGGAAAAAGCCUGCCAAUUCGUACAAGCAUUUGCUAUACCUGAAGGGUCACUUACAUUUUCAAAUGGGUGGGCUACUAAAUUUAAAAAACGUAAUGGAAUAAGAAAAAUUACAAUGCAUGGCGAAGUAGCAAGUGCACCCUUGGAAAACUUACCUGAGGAACGGAAAAAAUUGCAAGAACUUCUCUCCCAUUAUAAUUCAGAAGAUAUAUAUAAUGCCAACAAAACGGGUCUAUUCUACCGAUUGCUUCCUAACCAAACUCUUUCUAAAAAACCGAUGGCUGGAAAAAAAAGAGUAACUGUACUACUUUGCUCCAAUUCAACUGGUUCUCAUAAGUUUCAUCCGCUGGUCAUUGAUACUUCUAAAAAACCACGGUGCUUUAGUGGAAUAAAUACUUCACAAUUACCAGUGAUGUAUAAAAAUAAUAAAAAAGCAUGGAUGAGAAGUGAUAUUUGGGAACAAUGGUUACGUUAUAUAGAUGAUGGUUUUCGUAUCCAAGGUAAACAAGUCUUGCUUCUUGUUGAUAAUGUGGCAUCUCAUAAGACUCCAGGAACAAAUAAUUCAAGUGAAGUCCAGGAUGAUAAUGCAGAUGAAUCACUAUCUGAGAAUGAUUUUAAUGAUGAAAUUGAAGAACUUCAAGAAGAAUCACAAGGAAGAUCGUGA
Messenger RNA from Diversispora eburnea, 881 nucleotides. NCBI's taxonomy places the organism in Eukaryota, Fungi, Glomeromycota, Glomeromycetes, Diversisporales, Diversisporaceae. The record is from the annotation of a GenBank genome assembly.